UAAGUGUAGUGAGUCAAGGUCCUGAGGAUUAUUUUGUGCAGACCUCUAAAUCACCAGCUUUGUGUAUAUUCUUACAAUCAUAAAAUGUUAUGUUCUUACUUUGCUGUCAGCAGUAUUAUACUAGAAUGAGGCUGGCUUAUAUAAUUGUUGGCAUUCAUCUGAUAUAGGUGUAGUGAAUUGCUUGCUAUAGGUGUACACCCUUUGCAGUUGCGUCCUUAGCUUGCUUACAGUACAACUCGUAUCAUAUAAAAUCAGGAUACAAUGCUUGCAGAGCAUUAUAAGUUUUAUAUCGAAGACAGCAGCACAGAGAGCAAGUUUACCAGUGAACUACCAACUCGGCCCAGCAGAGAAAUGGGAGCUGCAAACACCAAGAUCAUAAAUGCCUUAUCUGGGGUUCUUACCAGGAGGGACUCCAAAAGGGAGGAAGGCACUAAGACGCUGUUCCGAGUCCGUUCCAACAGUCUUGAUUCCAUCAGUACAGCUCUCAGUUUUGGAUCUGCACCUGAACGUCAGCCACCCUCCAGAGCCUCGUCCCUGGACAACCUCCACACUGCACCAAAAUACUCGAGAGUGAUUAACAUUCAUGGCAAGGAGUACAUAUUACUUGACAAUGAGUCAAUAGCCAGUCGUAUUGCAGAUCGAAAGGAAAAUACCUCACGACAUGCUCGUGUAAGGGAAAGUCCCUCAUUGCAAGAUAGAGGAGUUCCAUCACCACGAGUGACGAGGAGGGAGGUGUUGCGUACCCGGUCUGAUCCUGUUCGGAGCAUAUCUCAUUUUGUGAAAGAGCCAGAUCAGUUUUCUGACAACUUUGUGACCGAAGACUCAGCAGAAAGAUCUCUGGUAGACGACUCUCAAGAUUCUCAGGAUCUCUCUACUGAGUCGAAAACACAGUUUAUGCCAACCAGGUCAAUUCUGAAGGACAGAAAGACCGGAUCCUCCCUGGACCAAACCUCAGCAAGUCUGCCUGAUGACCCUGAUCUGCUCUCCAAGCUACUGAGUGACUACCCUCAGAUAGCACCGUCUGUGCUCUCCAAGCUGACUCCAGAGGAGUGGGAUCAGGUUUUCAAUUUCACUUUUGCCAGUCUUGGAAAAUCACUGCAACUAAUCAAACAACUCAUUGAGAAUCAGGCCUUAAACGUUCCAGAAAGCAGAGAAACAAACACCAGUUUCGAUUCUCUAGCUCACAAGCAUGUAACAAUUAACGAAGAAGUUUCCACAUCUACCUAUGAUCGUGGCUCCAUUGUGGCGGGUAUAGAUGGCACCACCUCCGUGCAAACACCAAGUAGUCGUGAGAAACCAAAACAGAGAAGACAAAGAAAGGACAGACCUAACUCUCUCCCUCCCGUCUAUCUGAGAAGCACCGAGUCGCCUGAGUCGUGGAGAGAGCCAAUGUUGGAUGAAUUUGCUCCCACACAUUCCAGAGCUAGAGCAAAUAGUCACGAGGGAAGCUAUUACAGAAGCGGAGUCUUACAAGUUAAUGGUGGCUGGUAUGAAGAAUAGUGGCUAGGGUCUACAAGUGCUGGUGGAAUGAAGAAUGGAAUGGUGGCUACAAGUUCUGGUGUGAAUUAGAAUGGUGGCUGAUUGUGAUUUUGAAAUGGAUGUUCGUUAAUUGAGUGUCAACAAUAGAGCUAGUGCUCAUAAUCCUUGCCAGUACAUGUAUAUGGACUUUUUAGCGUCAGAUUUUCUAGAAACUUAAGUUAUGUUCCUUUCCUUUGGUUUGCCCAUGCUCUAAAUGUCAUCUAUAGGCUCCUGAGUUUUGCUCUGUUUACCACUCUAAUCACUCUAUAUCAGCUGCUCCAAUAUUGGAGUAAGUCUGUCAGCUAUUUACUUAUUCACCCAAUUUUUAAAGCCUACUCAAUUUCUUUCGCUUUUGUUUAGCUUCACUCAAAGAGAUCAAUUUCACAAAUGGCUACUGCUAGCUAGCUGUUUUAACAGGUAUUUUCUGAGUCUUGUAGCUAACAAAAAGCUAGCGCUUUAGUGCAAGGCUAACUCAUAUGUUGAAUAGAAAGUUUGUGCGGACAGAUGAUGCUAUGAAAGAUUCUGAAGAGACUGCAACAGCCUUCAAUGUGAGUCAAAGUAGCCAUAACUCGAGAAAGAAGCUUUAGUUUGCUAAUCUACAAAUCAAAAUCCAAGAGAACGUGGCUAGAAGCCUAUAGAAGCUGUUAGUUUUCAUCGCAUUGCAACCGUUGAGCAGUUACAGCUGCAACAGACACACACACACACACACACACAGCCAGCUUUACCGUAUCCCUCGUGCGGCUACGCCUCGAGGCAUAACUACUAAGUAGAGUAGCAACACUCAGUGAACAAAUUUGCUACGCACUCUUCUGACAAGGCUGCAAUGGCAUUCCAAUUAGGCAUAACUCAAGAACGAAGCAUUAUUUUGCAAAUCCACGAAUUAAAAUCCAAGAGAACAUGACUAGAAGCCUAUAGAAAUGCUUUUAUACUUGUACUUCAUUAAUUGAUCCUUGAGUAGCUGUAGCAGUCUACACACACACACACUGCUGUAUACCUUGCUUGCGCAUGCGCACCGAGGCAUAAUAAUAAUGAUAAUGAUAAUAAUCGUU
This is a messenger RNA of Halichondria panicea, 2567 nucleotides long. RefSeq lists its product as uncharacterized. Bases 262 to 1500 code for a protein of 412 amino acids. Lineage: Eukaryota; Metazoa; Porifera; Demospongiae; Suberitida; Halichondriidae. The transcript has 8 exons. The record is from RefSeq and is a predicted model, not a curated record.